CUUAUUACAUAAAUUACUGUUAAAAGGUUGAUUUAGGUGAAUGUAGUGUAAUUAUUAAUCCAUAAUAAAUUACAUAACUACCUUUUGAAGAGGAAAAAAAGCGGACAACCUCCUGUUAGUUUGUAUUCUGGAUCUUCGCAUUUGAAUUUACAUCUGAGUUGUUUUGUUUCUAGUAAAAAUGAGUACUAUUGUUAGCGAACUUAGCAUGAACGACUUAAACAAUAAAUUUUUCGAAAUAAUGCAAAGCGAGAGCAAUGCAGAGGAGGCAGCAAAUUUUAUUUACGAUAGCGUUUUUGACGAUGUUACUGUGGGAUUUCUCUUUGAAUUCCACCACGGCCUUAAAACUGGCUUAUCAGAUCUGCUGGAAGGUGAAAAGGAAGAUGAUGAUGUUUACAAAAUAGUGAAUACACCAGAAUGUGAUGUUUUUGGUUUUUCUAUCAUGAAAAAGACUCCGGACAGCAACUGCUCCUGCCCGAAUUGUGAGCGGCCAGUGUCUGCUACCAGAUUUGCACCUCAUUUGGAGAAAUGUAUGGGCAUGGGUCGCAACAGUUCUCGUAUCGCCUCGCGCCGCAUCGCAUCAAACAGCCGGGAACCGACCUCCUACGCUGGACUACUGAGCGACGACGAAGAUGACGCCGACUGGGCAGGCGGUUCGCUGCAGAGCGAGCGCCGCAAGCGAAGGAUCAAGAACAACAACAACCGCAAACCAAACAAACUGCACAAUGGCAACAACAGGAACAACAAUGGUAAUCAGAGUACAGACGCCGACGGUGGCGCCACCUACGAGACGAUGACGGCAAAUGAAAAGAAGAACUUGUUGCUUCAAAUCUGCGGAGUGGUGUCUGAACACACUAAGAAGCUUUGCACCAGGUCUACACGUUGCCCUCAACACACUGAGGAACAGAGACGCUUGCUCCGCAACACUGUCCUGGAACCGUCCACGCCAGAGUCCGCGAGCAUGACGGGUGCGGACGAGGCGGGAUCACCCCCAGACUCUAGCCCUUCUUCCUCUUGCUCAUCUUCGAGCCGCAAGCGCGACAGGCACCGCCCCCCGCCCAAGAUGAAGAACAAACGCGAGCGCGUAUCGCCCAACGAUAGGGACUAACUUGUUGCCAUCGAGAUCGAAGCCACCAUUUCAAAACAUGGAGAUGUCCUCGAACCGCAAGCGCGACAGACACCGCACACCGCGACAGUUUCUCAGGAGUUACUUCCGAAUAAAUUUAAAUACUACAGUUUAAGUUUGAGAAAAUCAUGCCAGAAGGCCUGUAAUAUAGUUGUAAUGCCAACCCCAUUGUGA
Molecule: messenger RNA, 1297 nt
Organism: Chilo suppressalis (striped riceborer)
Lineage: Eukaryota; Metazoa; Arthropoda; Insecta; Lepidoptera; Crambidae
Source: the annotation of a GenBank genome assembly